AUAUUUUGUAAAUGGGUAUGGCCAUCAAAUGUUAUAUUUCUAUGUAAUGCAAUACAUUCGUGUUACUGAUAUAUAUAGCCAUUUGGAAGAAACGAUAUUGUGGGUAAACACAUACAGUUAAGUGCUUUUUAUCGAAAAGUAAAAUGGAGAGAUGGCGAGUAACGUUUCACCGGAUAAUUAGUUGUAAAUUCGUAUGCAUAUUUUUAAUACUGGUAUGCCUGCUCUUAAAAAGUAUAUCUAAAAAUACUAAUUUGAUUCAACCAAAAAGUGUACCUGAAAAUUCUAAUUUGGUUCAAUUGGAAAAUAGGCAAUUGCAUCAAAAAGACUUGGAUGUGUCUUUCAGUCAGUUACGAAAUGCUUGUUUGUCAGGCAAAGGAUUGCUGCUUGAUGAGAGGAGGAAUUACAUGAGCACAAACAGGAUGCAAUAUAAUACCAUGGAUGAAACUGUUAACGUUGCAAGAGUCGUACAAAAAUAUUAUAAUAUAGUCCUUGUUAGUGUCAUUAAUAAUGCAUAUUUACCGUUUGCUUAUAGCUGGCUAUGUAAUACUGCAGAAAUGGAUAUACAUAAAUCAGUUUUAAUCAUUACAUUCGACACAACAACAAGGGAUAAUCUUAUAACAAACUGGGACAAAAUUAAUGUUAUUGCUCUUGACAUCGAUGAUAUACCUGGUGGUGAUCAAAUGUAUAGUCGUUCAGGCUAUGUUAAAAUAAUGAUUCGCCGAACACAUAUUAUGUAUUCACUAUUACAGGCUGACAUAAAUUUGUUUUUGUUAGAAUUUGACUACGUCUGGUUUUCCAAUCCGUUACCUGAAUUGAAUGGUAUGUCGGAAAUUGACAUUUUGAUCAAUCCGGUGUCUACGACAAAUGAAACUGUUAGUAAUGGUGGACUCAUAAUUAUAUAUGCCACAGAGAGAUCAAAAUUCCUCUGGAAGAAAUUAACUGAAAUGAUGAUUGAUCUUGGUAAAAGGAUUAAAAAAAUCGCAGACCAUACUCGAGUUUCAGGAUAUGAAAAUGAUCAAGUGUAUUUUUCCAAACUAGUGAGAAAAAGGUACGGUAAUAUCAGGACUAGACAACUUCCACUUGAUCGCUAUGCGGAUGGUGUAUGGUAUAUGCUUAAUGAUUCAGACAGACGGAAUACUAAACCAGUAAUGAUAAGUAAUAAUUUCAUUGAAGGAAAUAUGAAUAAAAUGAAAAGAGCAAAACUAUGGAAGCACUGGUUUCUACUAGCUAACUGUACAUGUGAUAUUCAAAAUGUUUUGAAAAUUCAAAGCGGAGCAACUAACAGAUAAACAGCAAAAUGCUCUAAAAGUGUAUUACGAAAAUGACGGUUUUAGCAAUAUAUCAAAGACAUAAAAUUGUUUAGAUUUAUUCUUUUUAUUUUCAAGUUUUGAUAUGACUAACAAUAUUUCUAGCUCAAGGUGAGCUUUUAUUACCGUUUUAUGCCCGUCGUGCGUCGUCGGUCAUGCUUCGCCCGUCGUCUGUCAACAAUUCCUAGAAAAAUUCUCCAAAAAAUGACUGGGCAGAUUUACACCAAACUUCACAGGAAAGAUUCUUCGGUAGCAUCCUUUCAAAGUUGCCCAACAAAUUAAAAUCCAUUUAGAACGGUGGUUGUCAUGGCAACAGAAAGAAAAAUUCUUCUUCUCAGAAAGUGUUAGCCGGACAUCAAAAACAUUUUGCAGAAAUGAUCUCUAGCUAAGCCUCUACCAUAAUUGCUCAAGCCGUUAUUUUCCGGUAAAAAGGGGGCGGGGCUUAUUUUCCCUCAAUGGCUAUAUUGUACAUUUCUAAAAUCAUCUUCUUCAAAACCACUUUGCAGAUAUACACCAAUCUUCACAUAAAAGAUCUCUGGGUGGGAGGUCCUCCUGUCAAAAUUGCCCAAUGAAUUAAAAUACAUUUAGAACUGUGAUUGUCAUGGCAACCGAAAGAAAACUCUUUAAAAAUCUUUGAUUGCGAUGGCAACUAGAACUCUGGAUGGGUAAUCUAGAUUUUAAGUAGAAUAAGCCUCCGUAAAAAAUGUGUGUCAAAUUACACAAAAUAUUAUCAUAAAAUAUCUUACUGUUUAAUGAAUGUCACACUGAUUACAGUAUCUGUAUUUGCCCAAUGUCGUAGAACACAGGUUGCUGAAAACAAAAAUAGUUACCAAGUUUUAUAUUUAGUGUUUACCAAGUUUGAUAUGCAAUAUUGUUUUUCUAAAAAAAAUGAAUUUACUGCUCAAUGAAAUGUAUUCUUUUGUUUGUUCUUUUAAAUUUCAUGAUGGUUAAGUAACUUUUCAAGUCGUUAACUUUCUUCAAUAUAAUUGGUAAUUUAAUUAUAUGCUCCUAUCAGCUCAAAUAUAUUUCAAACCAUCUAUUAAAAUAAUUAAUAUAGAUAUUUAUGAACUUGUAAAUUUAAAUUAAAUCUUUUUGUCAAAUGUUAAAUGUGCAUAAAGACAUUUUUUUUAAGUUUAAGUUUUAAGACAUUCCCAAAAAAGAUGUUCAAUGGAUUUCACAUGCAUCUGACAGAAAUCACAAAGGUUUGAUUCGGCAAGGCCUUGUUUUAGUAGAAGUUUAUUUGUCGCUAUUAUUCUGUGUAUAAACUUGUCCUGGAAGUUUCUAAUGUACUAUCUACCGAUGCUGUAAAGACAUUCCUAUAUUUUGAUUGCCAAACUAUUUUUUUAGCAAUAUUCUUCCAUUUUGUUUCGGCUUUAAUUGUGAGUGUUGUAGGAAUUUAUUUGCCUUUUUUGUGUCCGUAAACCUUUUCCGAAUGGUUGAUUUUUUGUUCUAGAUCUGCUGGUAUACUUUUUAUUAAAGACGAGUAUUUGAGAUAGUCGUGUUCAGGAAGACUGUGCACAUUUUAAACGUCUUUAUAUGUAUAGAAUUUAACUCUUCGGAAAUCAUAGAUAUAACUCACCUUUAUCAAACCAUGUUCUAUAGAAAAAUGAUUUGUCGUUUACUUUUAUUUUCUUCUUGUUCCAUGUUAUCUUUUUAUUUGUGUGUGUGCAGUUGGACAGAUUACCGAUUUCAUUCCACGGUAUAAUGAUAUCUCUUAAAAAGGAUUUCUGUCUUAAUUUUUUUCAUAUUUCUCUUUCAUUUAAAUUAAAUUCAAAUAUCAAAUUUGUUCCUAUUUUUUCUAGUUUAGCCUUAUAGAUAGCAUUUAUAACUGAUUUGUUAUUACUAUCCAAUACAUUGUAGCCCAGCUGGCCUUUAGUCCAUCAUUUUUAUACCUCCAUUUAAAUAGUUUUUCUUUAUUGUUUCUGUUUUUAUUUUUUCCGGUUUGUUAUCCCAUAAGAAUUCAGACAUAUAUUUUCUAAUUGGUUUAGUGCAUGCUUUUUGUGUUUGUAAUACAGAUAGAUAGUAAAUCAAUUUUGGUAGAGCAAACCUUUUAAUAACUAUGUUUUUUCCAGUAACAUCAGUUGCCUAUGCUGCUACUGUUUAACGCAAUUAUUAAAGGGUUCAAUUUUUUUAUCUGCAUAAAAGGUAAUACCAAGAGACUGCGCAGAAUCUGAUGUCAAUCUGAAUUUUUUGUUUGUACAGUAUCUAAGUUUUGUAUUGUGUAUUGAAAAGGUUUCAAAAGACUUUCUUGAUCCAUCGGUUAUAAAAGUGCCAUCAUCUGCAAAUUCAUGUAGUAAUACAUGUUUAACUUCAAAAUUAUUAAUAUAUAUUCAAUUUAUAUCAUCAUGUCUCCCUCAAAGGUGGGGGAGACAUAUUGUUUUUGACUCCACCGUCCGUCUGUCCGUCUGUCCGUCCGCAUUAAGUUUGUCCGGCUUUCACAGGUCAUCUACUGACCGGAUUUCGACGUAACUUCACAGGAGUGAUCAGUACCAAGCCUAGUUGUGCAUAUCGCUGGCACGUUUCGCUUCGCUGCACCAAAUAGCCACCAGAGCUAAAAUAGAAAAAUAUUUCUCGGCUUUCACAGGUCAAACUGCUAGCUGGAUUUCGAUGAAAUUUUUCAGGAGUGAUUAGUACCAACCCCAGUUGUGCAUAUCGCUGGCACGUUCAGCUUCGCUGCACAGAAUUGCCGCCAGAGCUAAAAAAAAAAUAUACAUAUGGGGAGACAUCUGUGUUUUUGACCAAAACACCUUCUAGUUAUUUUUAGGAAAUACAAUUUAAUAAUAACUCUAUACAAAUAACAAGUAGGUAAAGGGAAAAUGAACAUCCUUGACGUACACCUAUUUCGACCUCUAAAAUUAUGAUCGUUAUUUGUAGUGCAACUUUUGCUUGUUUUUGUAUAAAAGAGUUUAAUCCACUGUGUUAUAUAAUUACCAAAUUGAAAAAUUUAAUUGUUUGAAACAUAAAGAUGUUAUUAAGGCUGUCAAAUGCCUUCACUAAAUAAGAAAAAAAUAAAAUUGCUUCCUGUUUUGACAUUUCAUUUGUUCCAGAAACUUCAAAAAUAAUUCGAAUAUUGUCUCCUAUGAUUCGCCCUUUCAUAACGAUAAUAGGUAAGGGUAGACUACUCGGAAGCACAGAGCACCACAAACACAGCCUCAGAGCCACGCAAAGUAGUCCCACAAAAAAAGAAGCUGUAGCGGAAAAAUAUUACAGACGGGUUGCCCAAAAAAUCCAACAAGUACAUUUUAAUUUUAUGCAAAAUACAGAAAUAGGGGGAGGAAUGGGCCAGGGGCAGAAAGGGGGUGUCGCGGGGGGGGGGGGGGGGGGGGGGCAGCUCGAAGGGGAAAGCGGAACAAGGACGAAAGUCCAAAAUGAAACGCCACGCUCCCCAGCCACAUCCACCCCACGCAUUCAAACUAAAAAAGUCACCGCAAACUAUAAAGCCUGAUUGACAGUUGUUUAUAUAGUUGGUAAAACAUUCUUUAUUCUAUUAGCUAUCACUUUAGCCAUUAUUUUGUAAUACGUAUUCAGAAGACCAAUGGGUCGCCAGGUCUCAUAUAUGUUGUAUCCUUUUUCGGUUCUGGUAAAAGUGUUAUUAUACUUUGUGUUUGCAACUCUGGUAGAGAGUUCAAAGGAGUACUUAACGGAUUUUAUAUAGUGUUGUAUUAAAUCAUUUCAAAAUAUUUUGUAAAACUCUGUUGCUAAACCAUUAAAUCCUUGACUUUUAUUGGUGUUUAUUUUUCAUACUUUUCAAGGCAAUGCUGAAUUCAUAUUCUAGUAAUUCGUCACUUACUGUUUUAUUUUCUCUUUCACUUAGACUAUUUAUUUGUCGAUCCAUAAAAUUCAAUGUUAUUUGUUCUCAAUUUUGUAUAGAUUUUCAUAACAACGUUUUUUCUCUUUUAUAAUUUGUUUUGGUCCGUUUAAAUGAAUUUGUUUUAUAUAUAUAUUUUUUUCUCAUUGUUCUGUUUUUCUAAGUUUGAGAAGAACAUACAAUUAUUGUCAUUAUAUUAAACUUACUGAGCUUUUGACCUCAUAAUUAUUCCUUGUAUUUUUUUUUCGUUUUACUCUUUAAUUUUUAACUGUAAUUAUUUUUCAUUCUUUUCCUCUUCCUUCUUUUUUUUACUUUUGUAGCGUAUUUUAUAGUUGCAUUCCUUAUAUUUGCCUUGAUAAAUUCACACAGUAUUUGAAUUUGCAUGUUCGUUUAAUCUAGCUGUUUCCUUGAUUAUUUCCUUUAUUUCUUUUUGAAAUUUAUAUUUAAAUAAAAGGCUCUUAUCCAGUUUAAAAUAUCAUUUUCCUUUCGGUCGAUUUUGUAUAUUCAGGGCUAAACGUAAAUGAUCUGACUUAUAUUCUACCUCUAUUUCACAUAAGUUAGUAUUAUUGACAAAACUUUGAGAUAUCAGAAAAUAGUCUAGUCUACAGAAAAUAAAAUGCCGAAUAAAUUGUGAUUUUUGGGAUUUUUUAUUCUCUAUAUGUCGCAAAUAUCAUGUUUUUCAUUAUUUCUUUUAAUAAUUACUGCAUUUUAUGAGUAUUUGAAUUCCCGUUCAUUUUGUCUAUUUCUAGAUCUAAAACUGUAUUUACAUCGCCUCCAAAUAUUACAUUGUUUUGCGUUCAUGUUCUGUAAGAAGUUCUUAAUUCUUAAUCUAUUGAAAAUUAAAAUUUCAUCAUUAUUCGGUCACAACAGAAUUCUCUUCAGUGUCGAAUUCAGUCGGUAUUAAAUGACUAUGUCUCACCUGCACUUUUUCCCCCGUUAAAAUAUGACCCCUUUUUCCAAUCUGAUUGCCAGCUGUUCGCGUUUCGAAAUGUUUUCUAUCCUUCUGACAUUGAGACUAUACAACUUAAUACUCAUGUAUCAUAUUAAAAACAUCUCCCUUUAGAAAUAUGACAGAUGGAUACAAAACGUAACAAAUGUGUAAACACAUUAACUUAUUCAUUUUUAUUUUUCAUUUGUAUCUUGUUGCAAUAGACAUGCAGCAACUCCAUACAGGAACGCAUAUAUACAUAUGUGUGCGUUCGUGACUUUUACUUUUGUUACAGAAACGUAAUGUUUUAUAUGAUCAAAGGUAUGUUGUAAGCUAAAAAAAGUCCAAUAUGUACCAACGCGUAUGUUCGUUUCGGUACUUAAUCAGUAUAUUUGUGUUUGUUCUUGUUUAUUAUAUUUGAUGAAACACAACUAUUUCUUUUUCAGUGUUUUACCAUAUUUUGUAAUAUUACAAUAUUUUUAUGCUUGAAAAUAAAAUGCUACUGUAAUGUU
Molecule: messenger RNA, 6555 nt
Organism: Mercenaria mercenaria
Lineage: Eukaryota; Metazoa; Mollusca; Bivalvia; Venerida; Veneridae
Exons: 3
Coding region: 144-1289 (381 amino acids)
Cellular component (GO): Golgi apparatus
Molecular function (GO): glycosyltransferase activity
Source: RefSeq, a predicted model, not a curated record